AAAACUAAAAACGACUAGCCUGAGAGAACUGGAGGUCCGACAGAGACAGAAGUGAGAAUGAGCUUGGCACUUCUUCAAGGCUAUUCUUCCGCGGAAGAAGAAGAAGUAGACGACCCAAUUCACUUCCCCAACUCCUCCGAGGACGACGGCGACGACGAACGUCCCCGCCGUCCUUUCAGCGCCGGCUCUUCCCUCGUCGAUGUGCCCAAGCCGUCGUCCAAUUCGUCGGGUCUUCCUUCUGCUUUCGAUGCCUUCUCCGAGAUUGUAGGACCGCCAGAGUUUCUUAAUAAUAGUGUGGAAGAGCAGCCUUCAGCAAAGGAGAUCGAGCAGCAAAGGCAUGGCAGGCGUAGGAGAAGUAGAGAUAAGAAAGAUACGCCUGUUGGUGCUGUUUUGGAGUCUAAACCCCAGCUGGUUGGCAUUCAUGAACGUGUAAGAAGUGAUAUCGAGGGUAGCCAACCUCCAACAGCGUCUGUUUCAACCAUGGUGAAAGAUGCUAAGCAUGUGGCAACUGCAACAAAUCCAAACGCAGAGGAUGCUGCAGAACUAUUGAGAAUGUGUUUGCAGUGUGGUGUACCCAAAACAUACUCGAGUGCACGAGGGAUGGUAUGCCCGGUAUGUGGAGAUCGUCCUCCCACUGACCCAAACAAGGAGCCCAAGAAGAAGGGAUCUGCCAUAAAAGAUAAGGAGAAGAGUAAGAGGAUGAAGGGUCAGUCUUCUCACGCCACUUGGAAAAGCGAAACUGAGAUGCAGCUCCGGCAGCAGUUUGAUUAGCGAAAGAACCCGCCUGUUUUGUUAGUUUGCCUUUGACCAUGUACGAUACGGUUUGUGGUCGAAGUAUAGUUGUAUUUUUUAGAGAUCUCAUAGCUCCUCAUCAUUUAAGAGUUGUUAUAAUUAUGACCGGGCAAUGUAGUUGUGGACUUCGGUUAAGCGCUAUCCGUAAAUGUGCCUUGCAAAAA
Molecule: messenger RNA, 956 nt
Organism: Rhodamnia argentea
Lineage: Eukaryota; Viridiplantae; Streptophyta; Magnoliopsida; Myrtales; Myrtaceae
Exons: 4
Coding region: 58-771 (237 amino acids)
Source: RefSeq, a predicted model, not a curated record